AUGAACAGCUUUACCAGGAGCCUUUGGAAGUCACUUAAGUGCGGACGGGCGGCAUGGCCAAGACACAGCUCCGCUCGCGCCGCAGAGCAGCAUUCACCAAGACUGGUUCUGGGCAUAGAGACAAGCUGCGAUGACACGGGGGCUGCCGUGGUGGACGAGAGCGGCGCCGUCCUGGGAGAAGCGCUGCACUGCCAGAGGGAAGUGCACCUGAAAAAUACGAAUUGUAAUUCCUUGUUUUUUUUAACCAGAACAGGUGGGAUAAUUCCUCCGGUGGCACAGCAACUUCACAGAGAAAACAUUGAGCAAGUGGUAAAAGAAGCUCUCAGUGUCAGUGGAGUUUCUGUAAAUGACCUUGCUGCUAUUGCAACUACAGUGAAACCAGGCCUUGCCCUGUGUCUUGGCGUGGGAUUGGAAUACAGCUUAAAAUUGGUGGACAAGUAUAAGAAGCCUUUCAUACCCAUUCAUCACAUGGAGGCUCAUGCCCUAACCAUUAGACUGAUAAAUCAGGUGGAAUUUCCUUUCUUGGUCCUUCUGCUAUCUGGAGGCCACUGCAUUUUGGCAGUAGCACAAGGAGUUUCAGAUUUCCUUCUGCUUGGGCAGUCGAUAGAUAUAGCACCCGGUGACAUGUUGGAUAAGGUAGCAAGAAGACUGUCCUUAAGCAAACACCCAGAGUGCCAGAGCAUGGCUGGGGGGAAGGCCAUAGAGCACGUGGCUCAGGCUGGAGACUGGCGGUGUCACACGUUCAGAGUUCCCAUGCAACAUUACCGUAACUGUGAUUUUUCUUUUUCUGGACUUCAGAAUCUUGUCAACAAAGUAAUCAUACAACAAGAAAAAGAAGAAGGUGUUCAGGAGGGAGAGCUGCUGUCUUGUGCUAAGGAUAUCGCUGCUGCUGCACAGCACGCAGUGGCUGUGCAUAUUGUCAAGCGGACGCAUCGAGCCAUGCUGUUCUGCAUAAAGCAUAGCAUAAUAUCACCCAAAAAUGCAACUCUGGUUGUAUCAGGAGGAGUUGCAAGUAAUCAGUAUAUCCGAAAAGGGCUGCAGAUUGUGGCAGAUGCAAACGGUUUUGCUUUCCUGUGUCCUCCCCCGAGGCUGUGCACUGAUAAUGGUGUUAUGAUUGCGUGGAAUGGCAUUGAAAGGUUACGUGCAGAACUUGGUGUUUUAAACUGUACUGAUGGCAUCCGCUAUGAAGCAACUGCUCCACUGGGCAUUGAUAUCUCAAAAAGAGUUGAAGAAGAUUCAAUCAAGGUGCCAAGACUAAAACUGAAGAUUUGAUGGUUGGCAUCAGAUUGAGUAGUAACUGAAUAAAACCCAAAUACAAAUUCCUCAGUAAGA
Molecule: messenger RNA, 1332 nt
Organism: Tinamus guttatus (white-throated tinamou)
Lineage: Eukaryota; Metazoa; Chordata; Aves; Tinamiformes; Tinamidae
Source: RefSeq, a predicted model, not a curated record